Hibiscus syriacus is the source of this 439-nucleotide messenger RNA. RefSeq names its product small nuclear ribonucleoprotein Sm D2-like. Gene Ontology annotation, molecular function: RNA binding. The record is from RefSeq and is a predicted model, not a curated record. Gene Ontology annotation, cellular component: U2 snRNP; precatalytic spliceosome; U5 snRNP. The coding region runs from base 53 to 376 and encodes 107 amino acids. NCBI's taxonomy places the organism in Eukaryota, Viridiplantae, Streptophyta, Magnoliopsida, Malvales, Malvaceae. Gene Ontology annotation, biological process: RNA splicing; spliceosomal snRNP assembly. The transcript is spliced from 5 exons.
GUUUUGUGUUGGGUUUGUUGAGGGAUAGCACUGAAACCUUUCGGAGUUGAAAAUGAGUCGGCCAAUGGAAGAAGAUACUGUGAAGAAUGAGGAAGAGGAAUUUAACACCGGACCACUAUCCGUUCUGAUGAUGAGUGUCAAAAAUAACACUCAGGUUCUCAUCAACUGUCGCAACAACAAAAAACUUCUAGGCCGGGUGAGAGCAUUCGACCGCCACUGCAACAUGGUUUUGGAAAAUGUCAGGGAAAUGUGGACCGAGGUACCGAAGACCGGGAAAGGCAAGAAGAAGGCUCUUCCGGUUAACAAGGACAGAUUCAUCAGCAAGAUGUUCCUUAGGGGAGAUUCUGUUAUUAUUGUUUUAAGAAAUCCCAAGUAAAUUUUUCCAUAUUCGGAGCUCUCGGUUAUGGAACUUUUGUAGUUUUGUGUGUUCAGCUAGGAA